Messenger RNA from Rubroshorea leprosula, 1266 nucleotides. NCBI's taxonomy places the organism in Eukaryota, Viridiplantae, Streptophyta, Magnoliopsida, Malvales, Dipterocarpaceae. The record is from the annotation of a GenBank genome assembly.
CAAUUGAGGCCUAAACUUGUUAUUCAUUUCCAAAACAAUAUCCCCAUAUAUCUCCAUUUGGUUAUUUCCCAAUAUGGUUGUAACAAUGACACCAUACCACAGGGUGUAGACCAUGGCAGCACCCCCAAAACCAAAAUUCGUCUGCUUCUCCUUCGCCGCCUACGCCAAGACCCUCAUCGCCUACCUCAAGUCUCUCGACAUUCCGAUCCUCCCAGGCCUCACCGAUCGAGAAUUCGCUUCCAUUGAAUCCACCUUUCACUUCACUUUCCCUCCCGACCUUCGCUCCAUCCUCCAGGAAGGCCUCCCCGUUGGUCCCUCUUUCCCCAACUGGCGCUCUUCGUCUCCACAGCAGCUCCAGAUUCUCCUCAAUCUACCUUUCUUGUCCCUCUCCAAGAACAUCUCUCUCCGGGAAUUCUGGUGCGAUUCCUGGGGCCCAAAACCGGAGAGUAAUACCGACGCUUUCUCUUUGGUCAAACAAUUAUCCCAAAAGGCGCCGGUUCUUGUACCAAUUUAUAAAAACUGUUAUAUCCCUUCGUUGCCGAAUAUGGCGGGAAACCCGGUUUUUUAUAUUGACAGUGAUGAUGUUAGGAUCUUGAGUUUUGAUGUUACAAGGUUUUUUCAAGAGGUUGAGUUCGUGCAAGUCGGCGGUGUUCUGAAGGCCCCUUUUCCGAGAAAGAAAAAUAACGUCAAUAUGCCCGCGUGGGCGGCAACCUCGGCACGGAGGGUUGAGUUCUGGACGGAGGUGGCGGAGAGGUGGAGGAGGGCGGGGGAUUGGUGGAAGGAUGGCGGGCACUUGGAUUUAGAGGGUUGUUUGGAGGAGGUAUUUUGGAGGUUGAAGAGCGGAGGGUGGAGGGAGGAGGAGGUCAGGGAGAUGAUGAUGAUGGACGGCGGAGAUAACGCAAAAUGCGGGGCCCAAUGGGUGAGAACUAGAGGAGGUGUGGUAUGGCACGUGAGGGUUUUGUCCCUUGUGUUAUUGCGUGCGGGAUGGAGCAAGGAGGACGUGCUGUAUUCGCUUGAUCUUAAAGAUGAUGACAAGAAUGAUAAAGACCGUGUGGUUUGAUUGGGGGAAAUCCAACAUCACACAGGCUGUUGCAUCGAGGAUGAUCUUCAAAUCACCAGUUAUCAGACGGUUGAUGCAGGUGCACCAUUUUUAUGUCAUGGAUACUUUCUUAUAUGCCAUUAGGUUUUCUCAUUUGACAUUGGGUAGAGGUGAUACUAUUUUUUUUUUUUUUUGGGUACAUUUGAUAAUAAGUUCUUUUUUUUUGG